Molecule: messenger RNA, 5333 nt
Organism: Lepisosteus oculatus (spotted gar)
Lineage: Eukaryota; Metazoa; Chordata; Actinopteri; Semionotiformes; Lepisosteidae
Product: carboxypeptidase Q
Biological process (GO): proteolysis; peptide catabolic process
Molecular function (GO): metallodipeptidase activity
Source: RefSeq, a predicted model, not a curated record
UGGUAGCAACUUAUCUUAUCUCCCAGAGAACAGGACGAAACACUACUGUAUGAAUUUGGUGCUGUUGGAACCUCACGCUCUGCCAUACAGCACGAUGUACUGAUUGUAGACGGGCAGAAGUUGCGGUGUUACACCAAGUACUUCGAGAAUAAGAUAGCUCACAGCAGAUCGUGUGGCAAGAGUUAUUUGAGUCAGGGAUCCCACUCUGUGCUGCUGAUCAAUACCUGGUGUGUGCACCAUUAGCGUUUCACAAAGAUCUGCAAAUGGAGUGACAUUUGUAGGCAGAGGUACAAUACAGGGACCAUAAGCCACAACUGUCAGGUGACUCAAAACGAAGCAAGUGAAGGAAUCAUAAUGGCUGUAAUUGUUCUCCUUGCUUUAAUCUGUUUUAUUGGUGUCUUUCCAUUGAAUGGCUGUCCAAUUAAGAAUGGUCUCCAAGACUUCCAUAUGGGUACAUUUGACAAAAUAGCAAAAGAGGUAGCUGGGUAUUCGGAUGUUGCACAGAAAAUCAUUGAUCUGGCAGUCAAUGGGAAAGCCCAAAAUCGAUCCUACGAAAGACUCGCAAAUUUCACAGAUACUGUAGGAAGCCGCCUGAGUGGCUCCAAAAAUCUUGAUUCAGCCAUCCAGUACAUGUACAAUGCCUUAAAACAAGAUGGUCUGGAGAAUGUUCAUUUGGAACCAGUGAAAAUACCUCAUUGGGUUCGAGGAGAGGAGUUUGCCAUGAUGCUGGAACCAAGAAAUCACACACUCUCCAUUCUUGGGUUGGGGAGUAGCAUUGGGACUCCAAAAGAAGGUAUCACAGCAGGAGUGCUUGUCGUACAUUCAUUUGAUGAGCUACACAAAAGAGCUAGAGAAGCUAAAGGGAAGAUAGUUGUGUUCAACCAACCAUUUGUCAGCUAUGGUGAGACAGUCACAUACAGAGCGCUUGGUGCUUCUGAAGCAGCGAAAGUUGGAGCUGUGGCAUCACUCAUAAGGUCCAUCACUCCCUUUUCCAUUAACAGUCCGCACACAGGGUGGCAAGAUUACCAGCCCAAUGUGCCUAAGAUCCCCACGGCCUGCAUCACAAUUGAAGACGCUGAGAUGAUGGCACGAAUGGCCCAUCGUGGGAAGAAAAUAGUGAUCCAUCUCAAGAUGGCUGCCAAGACCUUCCCAGAUGCUGACUCAUUCAACACAGUGGCGGAGAUUAUUGGAAGCAAAUACCCGGAACAGGUGGUGCUAAUCAGUGGACAUCUGGACAGCUGGGAUGUUGGGCAAGGAGCCAUGGAUGAUGGCGGAGGAGCUUUAAUUUCUUGGGAGGCACUUUCUCUAAUCAAAGACCUGGGCCUUCGCCCAAAAAGAACUCUGCGGAUGGUAAUGUGGACUGGGGAAGAGCAGGGAGGCAUUGGAGCGAAUCAGUACUACAACCUUCACAAGGUGAACAUCUCAAAUUUUGACCUAGUAAUGGAAUCUGACACUGGCACCUUUACUCCCCUUGGAAUUGAGUUUACUGGUAACGGUGAAUCCAGGGCAAUCAUGAAGGAGGUCAUGAAACUGCUCCAGCCCAUUAAUGUCACUGAACUAGCUGACCGCGGGGAGGGAACUGACAUUAACAUGUGGAUGGAAGCUGGUGUACCAGGUGCCAGCCUUCAUGUGGACAGCAGUAGAUAUUUUUAUUUCCACCACAGUGAUGGAGACACAGUGACAGUCCAAAACCCUAUACAGAUGAACCUGUGCUCUGCUGUGUGGGCGGUUGUUUCCUAUGUUGUUGCUGAUCUUGAGGAGAUGUUGCCAAGGUAGUUAAAGGAGGAUUGGUUGUUUCAGCUGCCCUGCCCUGCCUUCAGGAGUGUCAUCAGUGAAGCAUCAGAGCUGCAGCUGUGGAUCGUCUUUGUUUAACCUUGUGUUCCAUCCCUGAAUCACUGUUCAUUCUUUUUGUUGCAAGAAUAUCUAUAUCAGCCUUUUGUUCAUCGCAGACAUUUACAGUAUCACAUCUUUAAGCUCUAUACUUACAUUAAAUAAUAUACUGUUAAUUUUUAUUUUUUGCCCUGAGUGCAGUACUUAUACACAAUAUUCUGAAGAUAUGAAGUAUGAGAUUUCUUUAAAUAUUUGGUAGUUUGGAAAAUGAGUGCAAGAAAGGUGUCUUGAUGAGUCCUCUUACAAAGUAAAUACCGGGGUUGUAUUUCAUGUGCUAAACUAAAAUACUGUUUUAUUGUAGAGGGUGACCAAUGUUUUGUAAAAAACAUUGUGACGUGGCUUAGACACUCCCUAAAGCAGCCUCUGCCAGUAGGAUCUGUAUGAGCUCGAAAUAUCACCUUUUCUAGUUUUAUGUAGGUUACUGGAAUUUGUUUCCUAGGCAGUUAUUCCCAGUUGCAGUGAAGCCUCAGGCUACUGUAAUAUUAAUUGGACAGGAACAAAAUGUUAUUUCCAUGUUGUCUGCAAACGGAAUCUUCCACUCAAACCUCAAAGGUAUAUAUGCAAAACAAAAGUUUUAUCUAUUAAAGGAUGUCAAAGUGUUUUUUUUUUUCUAAACCUGUAUAGUUCUGGCCUCUUGUGUGCUGUUAUAUAUAACUUCAUUGUUAGAGAAAGGAACUGGCUUUCAGACGUGAAAGAAAAUGGAAUACAUGUUAUUCAGCUGGGUACAAAAAUAGUUCCCAAGUUGAAUGAAGUUAAACGAAAAAAGGGUUAUUAUUUUUACUGGUAAAUUUUUGAAGUUGCUCAGUAAACUACUAUAACAUCUGCGAGUGACUGAAGUAGCAAUUCUUUAUUUUAGUGACUUCUGACAGACAGUUCUGACAAGAUACUUUUUGUAAAAGAGGUCAGAUGUUUAUGGCUUCCAACCUUUUGCAAAAACCCACAGUAACACUGAAAGAUAAUAGCUUCCCUUUUUCAGAGUAAUUCAGUUGUUAAAUUGUCUAUGAAAGUAAGCGGGGAAAAAAAUGUCUGGUUAAGUGUCUGUUUUGCCAGUUUUAAAAAUCCAUCAAGGGGGAAACUCUUGUAAAGAUAACAUGACAAGUUUCUGCCUCUGCAGUGUAGGCUAAAGAUUUGGCUUGGUUGGAAAUGGGCAACUAAAGUAAAGAGUUUACAGGUCCUUUUCAAUUGGAAUUGAUUAAAAUAAGAUAAAACAGGUGAUUUAACUUCUUAUUCAAUUAAAUGUUUAAAAUUGUAUGAAAUAAAAAUGAAAAGGCCCUACAGCCUUUCUGGGCUGGAGUUGUCCAUCUACAAUAUGUGGUCUAGAGUAGGGGGUUCCCAACCCUGUGCUGAAGGACUAUACACUUGCAGAUUUUCAUUCCAGCUCGGUUUAAUUAGCUAACUGAAGCCUUAGUUGGACCAAAUGAGAUGCUUGUUUGGAAUAUCUGCAAAUUUAUACUGUAUUGUCUUCUCAAAGGUUUGGAAAUUUAUUAUAUUUAGAAAACAAAGGGCAAUCUCCAGUUUGUUUAAGAGCUGAUUCUAGUCAAGCAGAUUAAAUUCAUCCUCUUUUUGAGUCAAAUAAGGGUUCAAAUGUUUAUGUAAGUGAAAGCUUAUUAGGAGCAAAAAAUAAUUGGUACACUGGUCUCCAGGAUCAGGAUUUGGCACACCACAUCUAAAGAAUACUAUGAAAGUAUAUUUUUCUGUUUCGAAGUUGUAAUGAAAAAUAGCAAUAAAAAAUGUAAAACACCAAUUCUAAUAUGUCCACAGCUGCAGAGCUUCUAACAGAUGAGACAGAGGCAACUUGGACCAAUUAGAUCCCAGCACUUGUACCACCGUCAGUAUUCCAGUGACACUGGUUGGUCUAUUUUUGGAUACUAUGUACCAGUGCACUCAAGUGCAGAACACUGGGAGUUUAAUUGGGUAGCAAAACAGAAAGUCAUGUGGGAAGAAAAAAGGACCAAAUUCAUUCCCAGAUUAAUAUACUGUAGGCAGUAGUUUAUUAUUAAGGACAUAUGAGACCUCUUGUUUGACCUCUUGUACUUGGAUGCUCAUUACAGCAGUGCUCUGAGAGGUGACCUUGGGACAACAGAGAAAAAAAAUGUUACUGCCCAUAGCUCUGAAAAGAAAAAAGUUUGGUACUUCCAUUGAAGGUAUUAAACAUUAGUUUGUGUUCAUGUUCUAGUGAAUCCAUUGUGAGACAGUAUGCAGAUGGGAUUAUAUUUAUAGAUGACAUGUCUACCUUUGUUGUAUUCAAGAAAAAAAAGGUUAAUUUUAAUUCUAUUUUCACUACAUCCAAAAGAUUUUUCAGGAUUUUUUCAUGAAUGAAGCUCGUGUACCACAGAAAACAAAAUCAAAAUCCACAGACAGAAUAGACAAAUCCCACUGCAGAACACAUCGAUGUAAAAUGUUGGCUUAUGUGAAAAGCUGUUAUGGAUUUCAACUGCAAUGCACCAUGUCAAGCUUCUCUGCUUCAAAAAAAUCUCUGUACUAUUCAAAUAGUUUAUUUAUGGGUUUCAUACUACUGAAUGUAUUCUAAAAUACACAUCAUUAGGAAAACAAUCACUUAACAUUGGACAUAUUCCCAUAGGUACAAUACAUAAUAUUCUGGGCACAUGAUAUUUAUAGUCACAAAAACAGCACAGCUAACUUCAUCAUGGUCAUGAAUGGUCAUAUUUAGUAAUGCAUUGUCUUAGACAACUGCCGUUAAAUAUAAUGAUUGUUACAGUAAAUGUAUGGUAUGCUCUGUUACUGAUAUAAAAUCAAUUUGUCAUGACCCUCAGUUGAAAUUCAGUGCUGGGGACAUUCAAGUGGUCUUCAACGGGCUCCUGUUCCACAUUUAAAUGGUGGGACAGUUGCUAUGAUUUCUUAGAUUGCACAGCAAAUGAGUCACUAGAUAAUCCGCCCCAUAAGGCAAUAAUGGAGCAGUACACUAUACUUGCACUAGGCACAUCUUGUGAGCAGUAAAGUAUGGUUGUGCUACUACUGUCUUGGGACACUGGAAAAUGUAUCCUUGCUGUACAGUACAUAGCUGCAAUUUUGUAUGAGAAGUGAUGUUUUCAAAGAAGAUUCAGGAAAAGCACAUACUGUAUACUGGAUGUAAGGGUGGUAUUUUUAAGUGUAUUGAACUUUUAUUAAUCUCUAACAAAGGUUAAUUGAAUCGGUAGUGCAUGUUUUUCAGAUACAAACAGAACAAACAUUCUUAGCAUCUGUAAUCAGUCCAAUAGGGAUUAUGUCAGUAGAAAGAAACACUGAAUAGUAUGGUACAUAACAUGUCUGCCUAUAAAUGUUUUCAGAUAUCUACUAUAAAUAUAUAGAACCUGUACGUUCAUUACGUUUGCAAAGAUUUUAGAAAACACAAGGAGGGAAAUGGUUUCUAUAAAUGAAUGAUAAAAAUGUAACAUCUGAUGUCACAUUAAGUGAUCUAAUAAAUGUUAAAUAUCUGUAAAAUG